AUGGCGGAGAGGCCGGAGGACCUAAACCUGCCCAAUGCUGUAAUCACCAGAAUCAUCAAGGAGGCACUCCUGGAUGGUGUCAACAGCUCCAAGGAGGCCCAGAGUGCCAUCUCCCGCGCCGCCAGCAUCUUCGUGCUGUACGCCACAUCCUGUGCCAACAACUUUGCGAUGAAAGGGGAAUGCAAGACACUGAAUGCCAGCGAUGUGCUGUCCACCAUGGAGGAGAUGGAGUUUCAGCGGUUCGUUACCCCAUUAAAAGAAGCUCUGGAAGCUUAUAGGAGGGAGCAGAAAGGCAAGAAGGAAGCUUCAGAGCAAAAGAAGAAAGACAAAGACAAAAAAACAGGUCCGGAAGAGCAAGACAAAAGCAGGGAUGAAGAUGAGGGAAGGCUGGAGGAAGAAGAACAGAAUGAAGAGGAGGAAGUAGACAACUGA
Messenger RNA from Cervus elaphus (red deer), 432 nucleotides. RefSeq names its product DNA polymerase epsilon subunit 3-like. Lineage: Eukaryota; Metazoa; Chordata; Mammalia; Artiodactyla; Cervidae. Gene Ontology annotation, cellular component: CHRAC; epsilon DNA polymerase complex. Gene Ontology annotation, molecular function: protein heterodimerization activity; chromatin DNA binding. The transcript has a single exon. The record is from RefSeq and is a predicted model, not a curated record. Gene Ontology annotation, biological process: DNA damage response; leading strand elongation; heterochromatin formation. The coding region runs from base 1 to 432 and encodes 143 amino acids.